AAGGCGGGGCGGGCGCGGGGCGGGCCUUCCGGGGCGGCGGUUGCAUCAGAUUCUGGGAAGCUGUCUCCGCGGCGGCGGUGCCCCAGUUCCUACGAUGGCAGGUUCCUCCGGGGAGCAGGCUCCCGACUACAGGUCCAUCCUGAGCGUUAGUGACGAGGCGGCCAGGGUGCAGGCCCUGAACGAGCACCUCAGCACGCGUAGCUAUAUCCAGGGGUACUCCCUGUCCCAGGCAGACGUGGACGUGUUCAGGCAGCUCUCGGCCCCUCCCGCUGACGCACCCCUCUUCCACGUGGCCCGGUGGUUCAGGCACAUAGAAGCGAUCCUGGGCGCCCCCCACAGCAGAGGCGAGCCCGGUGGGCACCAAGCAAGUAAAGGCCGGCGGGCACAGCCUCAGUGGUCUCCUCCAUCCGGGUCCGAGUCAUGCAAGCUCCGCCUGUACAACAGCCUCACUCGGAGCAAGGACGUGUUUCUACCUCAAAACGGGAGAAGGGUGACAUGGUACUGCUGCGGUCCGACCGUUUAUGAUGCAUCUCACAUGGGCCAUGCCAGGUCCUACAUCUCGUUCGACAUCCUGAGAAGAGUGCUGAGGGACUACUUCAAGUAUGACGUCUUCUACUGCAUGAACAUCACGGAUAUUGAUGAUAAGGUAAGGAGUUCUGGAGCGGACAGCUUACAGCAGAUGGUAGGAAGGAGGCCCACGGCCUUAGGAACACUUCUCAUGCCCACUUUACACCGGAGACACGGAGGCCCACGACAGAGACUGCCCAGGCCAGGGCCUUUGUCUCAGCUCCCUCCUGCCUCUGGAGGCGAAGCCUGGACAGCACCUGAAGGACCCAGGUGGCAGUGGGAGACGCCAGCCUCCCUUGCUCGGUCAGGCUGCAAGCGGCUGUUUUCAGCAAAAUUGAGCGAGACCAUGGACCCUGCCAAAAAGCAGAUGCUGGAACGCAUUCAGCGCACAGUGGAGCUCGCCGCAGAGCCGCUGCAGAGAGCCAUGGAGGCGGGCCUCACCGCAGAGGGCAACGACAGCUGUGUGGAGGUAUUGUUGGAAGAAGCCAAGGAUUUGCUUUCUGACUGGCUGGACUCCACACUUGGCAGUGAGGUGACUGACAAUUCCAUCUUCUCCCAGCUGCCCAAGUUCUGGGAAGGGGAGUUCCACAAGGACAUGGAGGCCCUGAACGUUCUCCCUCCCGACGUCUUAACCCGAGUUAGUGAGUACGUGCCCGAGAUCGUGAGCUUCGUCCAGAAGAUUGUAGACAACGGUUACGGCUAUGCUUCCAACGGGUCCAUCUACUUUGACACGGUGAAGUUUGCUUCUAGUGAGGGGCACUCGUACGGGAAGCUGGUGCCUGAGGCUGUUGGGGACCAGAGAGCCCUGCAGGAGGGAGAAGGAGACCUGAGCAUCUCGGCAGACCGCCUGAGUGAGAAGCGGUCCCCCAGCGACUUCGCCCUGUGGAAAGCCUCCAAGCCGGGGGAGCCAUCCUGGCCGUGCCCCUGGGGAAGGGGGCGCCCAGGGUGGCACAUCGAAUGCUCUGCCAUGGCAAGCACCCUCCUUGGAGCCUCGAUGGACAUUCACGGAGGAGGCUUCGACCUCCGGUUCCCCCACCAUGAUAAUGAGCUGGCGCAGUCAGAGGCCUACUUUGAAAAUGACUGCUGGGUCAGGUACUUCCUGCACACGGGCCACCUGACGAUCGCAGGCUGCAAAAUGUCCAAAUCACUCAAAAACUUCAUCACCAUUAAAGAUGCCUUGAAGAAGCAUUCAGCGCGGCAGCUGAGGCUGGCCUUCCUCAUGCACUCCUGGAAGGACACGCUGGACUAUUCGAGCAACACCAUGGAGUCUGCGCUUCAGUAUGAGAAGCUCAUGAACGAGUUUUUCUUAAAUGUGAAAGACAUCCUUCGAGCUCCUGUUGAUGUGACCGGUCAGUUUGAGAAGUGGGAAGAUGAAGAGGCGGUGCUGAAUAAGUGCUUCUACAACAAGAAGAUGGCAGUGCAUGAAGCCCUGUGUGACAACAUUGACACGCGCACUGUCUUGGAAGAAAUGCGGGCCCUGGUGGGCCAGUGCAACCUCUACAUGGCGGCCCGGAAGGCCGCGAGAAGGCGGCCUAACCGUGCUGUGCUGCAGAGCAUCGCGCAGUACCUCACCCACAUGCUGAAGGUCUUCGGGGCCAUAGAAGAGGAAAGCUCCCUGGGCUUCCCAGUGAGGGGACCUGGAACCAGCCCGAACCUCGAGGCCACGGUCAUGCCAUACCUCCAGGUGCUGUCGGAAUUCAGAGAAGGUGUGAGGAGGAUUGCCCGAGAGCAGCAAGUCCCUGAGGUCCUUGAGCUCAGUGACGCUCUGCGGGACAACAUCCUGCCCGAGCUUGGGGUGCGGCUUGAAGAUCAUGAAGGAUUACCGACUGUGGUCAAGCUGGGGGACAGAGAAACCCUACUGAGAGAGCGAGAGGAAAAGAAAAGGAUUGAAGAAGAGAAGAAGAGGAAGAAAGAGGAGGCUGCCAGGAGAAAACAGGAGCAAGAAGCAGCCAAGCUGGCCAAGAUGAGGAUUCCACCCCGUGAGAUGUUCUUGUCAGAAAGUGACAAAUAUUCCAGGUUUGAUGAAAAUGGUCUGCCCACACAUGACACAGAAGGCAAAGAGCUGAGCAAAGGACAAGCCAAGAAGCUGAAGAAGCUCUUUGAUGCGCAGGAGAAGCUCUACAAGGAGUACAUGCAGAUGGUUCAGAAUGGAGCCUGCAAAUGAAAAGGUAUUUCCUGGCUGUGUAGACGGAGGGGGACGAGCCUCAUUGCCGUGAGCACCCCAGAGCCAGAACCGAGGCACCCUCUCCUUGGAGAAGCGGCCCUUCCAGGUCUGGAGCGAGAGCACAAGGAGACUUUGAGUCAUCUGGUGCCCCAGAAGGGAAGCUCUGAGACUAACGAGUCAUGUCAGAAGGACAGAGGGACAGACUAGUGACAGAGCCGGAUGGAUCUCAGUGACAUUGUGCCGAGUGGAAAAGCCAGCCUCGGAGGGUCGUGUGGUGCAUGAGUCCAUUUAGAUGGCAUUCCCAGGGCACCAAAACUAUAGGGGUGGAGAGUGGAUCAGGGGUGCCAGGGGUUAGGGGUGGGGGCUAGCGAGAAAGGACAGCAGGAGGGGUCCUUGUGGAAGGGGGUGCAGCUCUGGGCCUUGGCUGCGGAGGUGCUAUCUGGGUGGGGCCAGAGACUCCAUGUUCCCUCCCAUCUCCCAGGUGGCGACUGAGCCGCUGGCCGGGCCCCUUGAGGAGCAAGGCAGUCCAUCUCACUUCCUGUGGCAUGCAGCCCCGGGCACAGGGGCACAGGCAGGGAGGCCGCCCAGCAGCAAGCAGGUCCUCCAGAAGGCAGGGCACUCCACAGGGCCCCGAGCUAGGUCUGCAAGGAGGCCCUGUGGAGGCCGCGGUUGUGGGUGGAGACUUGAGAAGCGGCCACCAUGCACAGCCUCCAAGCCUCAAUUGAACAACCAGCCACAGGCCUUAGGGAAAAUGUGCGUCGGGACUGGGUCUGGUGUGAUAGUAAGGAAUUUUGAUUAAUUUUGUUAGUGUGAUCAUGGCACUUGUGUCCACAAAUGUCCUUUAUAGGGGACAAAGUGGCUUGAGGCCCUUACUCAGUGUUAUUCAGCCAGGAAAGCUGCUGAAGCAGAUUGUGCAGUGCUUGCUGUGUUGGGUGCGUAGCUAGGUCACCUCAACACCAUUCGGGGUUCCUGACCAAAUGUUCUUCGUCACAUGCCACCAGGAAGUGCUCUUGUCUUUAGUGCAGGACGCGGGCCCUGCCCUGCCUGGACACUUGGAGAGCCGGAGUGCCUGGGCUGGUGGUCUGGGGGGCCAGGCUGUGGCCUAUGGCUUUGUGUCCUCAGGAGGGUCCCUCUGGCACCCUUACAGGUCUUCACCAUCCCACCCUGCACUCUGUCUUUGUGCAGUGGAUCCUUUUGGAACAAGAUAGGGUGGGAAAUGUUUUAACUUGUAUGAUAUUAAUUUGUGAGAAGUGUGUACAUGAAACCUCUUCCAGCUUAAGGAGCCGGAUUUGUCUUCCCACUGCUCCCCAAAGAGAAGUCUUUGAUGUUUUCAUUAUAAAAAUAAUCAGAUUCACUAUUUAAAAAUCAAAUCAUGCAGAAAAUGAUCCGUGUAAAGUAGAGACUGUGUCCCAGGAAGGCCCUCUCAGAGAGCCUCUAAGAGCCUGGGGACUGCCUCCCAGACCCCUUCCUUCUCAGUGGGUGAGGAUUCCAGAUACCCUGUGUCAUGCAUCCCUCUCUGUUGCACAGGACAUGCUGUGGAUGUUUCCUGAUGUCAAUACAUGAGAGAUCUGCUUCAUCA
This is a messenger RNA of Manis javanica (Malayan pangolin), 4310 nucleotides long. Lineage: Eukaryota; Metazoa; Chordata; Mammalia; Pholidota; Manidae. The record is from RefSeq and is a predicted model, not a curated record.